This is a messenger RNA of Fusarium mangiferae, 3405 nucleotides long. RefSeq lists its product as uncharacterized. The coding region runs from base 1 to 3405 and encodes 1134 amino acids. The record is from RefSeq and is a predicted model, not a curated record. NCBI's taxonomy places the organism in Eukaryota, Fungi, Ascomycota, Sordariomycetes, Hypocreales, Nectriaceae. The transcript has 4 exons.
AUGAACGACAUACGUCAGAGACACAGAGCAAAAUGCCUCGAGUUCUUCAAAGACCGCUACGAACAGCGUAUCCACUAUUAUGGUCUCAUUCCAUAUGAGAUGCCCACCAAAUCUACCCAUAACAUCGACCCUCUUUUGCCAUUUCUACUAAAUGACAAGUCGUUCUACCAAGCAAGACUCUAUGCCUCUGACACUUCGCAAACCUUUGAAAUGGCAAAAGCGCUAUGGGAAAGUUUGGGUAUGAGCCCUGGUGACUACACAGGCCUCCUGGAAUUUGUAUCAAAUCCAAGAAGCGCAUUUUGGGCAAGAUACCAUGAUAAGGCAUUAUCGAACACAACACACAUUCGCUACCACAAAGAAAUGAGUCUUGUUGAACUAUUGGUUGCACUCAGCGGAUGGCCUAAGCGAGAUCAAGAUCUAGCGCAUCGCACUAUCGUAACUACGAUGGAGACCUACAUGCAUUACCUUUUGGGACACCAUUAUGGAGCAUUCUGGACUUUGAAGCCAAUGAAACAGAACAAUCACAUGUACCCUCUUGAAUUCGGUCUCAUGGUCUACAUUGAAGAACAAUGGAAGAAUAUUGCAUGGGUCUACCUAGACUGUGCAGUUCCUGCCAUUCCAAACCUGGACAUGUUAGGAGAUGUGGAAUCAUCGUUGAUGGAUCGCAUAGAGAAAGAUAAAGUCUUUGGCGAAAAUGAGAAGAGAGAAACGCCUCGUUCCGUUCACGUCCUUUUCUCGUCUGCCGGCACCGGUAAAACACGACAGAUAUUUGAACUAUUGCAAAAGCAGUGGGGAUUUUAUCUUCUUGCCCCAAAUCUGGCUCCAAAAGCGGAACUAUCAAGGACUGAUGGUAAAGACCAUGAAGGCAUGGACAUCAUAGAUACGAAACGAUAUUCGGCAUCGAGAGACACUUAUACCAUGUUUGAGGAUCAUCCACAGAUGAUUCCAGAGUGGAUUUCGAAAGAGAUCAAUGUCUUCCGGCCUCUUAUCGUCGCACGUGUUGCGCUGCUUUACGAGUUUUUGCGCAGGUACCCUUCUCCAACACCAAGACAAUGGCUCUGGUUGCAGGUAUCCUGUGAUAAUUGCGACCCGUUCGAUGCCUUGUAUAGACUUUUCAGAUUGUCAGCAGACCAGUAUCUAUGGUGGGAUGAAUAUGUCUAUGUUUGGGCAGAAAUACCGGGCUUCAUCAUAUACAAAUGCUAUAGCUUUCUCAGUAAAGAACCUAACCAGUUCUUCAAGGGCUCGUUGUAUCACUGUUUUGAUGAAGCGCAACUUACUCUCGACGACCCUCAGGCUUCCUCGAUGCUUCGUCAUCUUUACGAGACACUCACAUUGACGUAUGUUGUGCCAUGGGCUAGCGCUAACAACAAAGAAUUAGUUGACAGGCAUAUGGAGGAUCCGGAGAGUGAUGCAAGAUCAUUGCAGACCAGUGAUGAGAUGCCGUAUGUAGACCCUAUCCUGGUGCUUUUGGGGACAUCCCUUCGCCUGGAAGUGCUUCAAGAAAAUCUUGCCACCUACUCUUCGGACGCAUGGGGUGAGGGCGAAGAAACAGUGACGAAAUGGGACAGUUAUCGCAUUGAUGAUACAUUUCAACUAAUUGCAUCUGACGCGGACUUUUGGGCGCUCUACGAGAAACAUACGACUGAUAUCCUCAAAGAAUUCAGAACCUUCCGAGGUGUAAAGGAAACUGUAACUUGGUCAAGCCUACCACUUUUGAGCCGCAGUGGUCGGCCUUUGCCGUUUGAGUCAUCUGAGGUUGAUUUCGAUUCAAUUGAGGCAUGGGUACGGAGACCAUUGGAGGUUCCUACGACGCAAGAGUUUCUGGUCCUGGUCAUGCAGGCUCAUUGCUUGAUGGAGAGCGACAAGAUUUCUACUGAUAUCCCACGAGUGCAGCUAGAAGAGCUUCUUGAGAAUCGAGAUUCAGAAGCUGUUGCUUCGCUUGUUACUCUGAGUCUCGUCCAACUCCUCGAGGCCGAUACAGUACCAGGAGCAGAUAGUUUGGGUCUUUCAUUACUAGAAUUACUGGCUGAGCAUGGGAAUAUUGCUAUAGAGGAAAUGUCUUCCAUCAUGCAGAACAUAUUUUCGCGAGUGGCAACUCCCAAUACAUCGCUGAGUGGAAUAGCAGCGACUUUACACACUGGUCUGAGAAACCUGCACGUCCGAAAUAUGAUCAAGUUGCACAGUAUUGGUCAGCGUGGACGAUAUCGAUGGUCAACGGUCUACAUUGAGGAGUUGAUGAUGCUUUAUCCGCGUUUGACCGCCCCAGGAUCGACUCUUUCAGAAAUACAAAUGAUCAUCGAGGAGGCAGAAAGCAGAACGAUAGCAGCAGCCAUCAAUGCUCUCAAAGAUCAAAUUCGCAAGAUGAAAUCAGCUGGGAAGGAACAAUUAGUUCAAGAGUUGUUUCGUGCUGGAAUCAGAGCAGAGAUGAUGAGCUCCCCUUCCAUCUUUGUCAAACGGAACUUUGCACAGUUAGUGACCCACGGAUUUGCAUUAGUCCAGAAAGACGGAGACACCAUAAGGUAUACAUUUUCCGAGCCGAUAGCUGUUCGAGCGGUGAUGGAAUAUCUUCGAACGGAAGGGGGGGACGACUAUCAAGAUCUCAUGUUGCAAUGGCUUGUCCAUACCCAAGAUGAUUAUGAAGUUCGAGCAAUGCUUGGUAAGGCUACCGAGUGGUUCGUUGCAAUGUCAUUCGACCGUUUACUCCGACCUCAACUCAUUGAUCAGGCUGGCCAACUAAGUCUCUUGGAAAGGUCCUCCCAUCGAGAAAGCUUAUUGAAAUAUCUGUCAGAAUCUAUUGCCAUCGAUUCGAACACCCAGCAGAUGUUCAAGCUGAGCUCCGUGGUAAGGAUAAGCGACUUUUCGCUGCCUGAAUCGCAGAAGGCUUUCAGGUAUGAAACACCAUGUACGAUCUGGGACUGGUUGAAACAACAACGAUCAGGUGACCAAGUAUCUACACCUACCUUCAUUUUUCCCGAUAUCAAUGCUGGUCCGGAUCUGGUUUUCCUACUGCAGAAGCAGUUUACGGGCUCUACAAGGCACAGUAUCAAGACUGGCCGAGGAGCCCGCUUUGAGGAUGCGAUGGAAACGUUGUUAGAUUGCAACUGGCAUAAGAACCUGAAGAGUGCUACGCGAGAAGCUGAAGCCAGAGAGCUUCAACACUGGGGAGACACUCCAUUUAUAUUACUACUCGUGUGCACAGGAAUUACAGUCAGGCAGACGAGAUUGCAAAGCUGGAUCCGGAAGAAUUACGAUCGCAUCAAGGCAAACCACUUUAUCUGCGUUUUAGAUAAGAGUGUGGCUAGCAGCAUCUGGGGAAGUGACUUUGCAGCUCUGGUUGAUGCUAUAAGGAGACAGGAUUCGCAGGAGGGCAAAGGCUGGGAGCAACAGAUUAGAAAACACAGCUAG